This is a messenger RNA of Electrophorus electricus (electric eel), 1070 nucleotides long. RefSeq names its product NADH:ubiquinone oxidoreductase subunit A3 (gene ndufa3). Lineage: Eukaryota; Metazoa; Chordata; Actinopteri; Gymnotiformes; Gymnotidae. Gene Ontology annotation, cellular component: respiratory chain complex I; mitochondrial inner membrane. The record is from RefSeq and is a predicted model, not a curated record.
CGUCAGUCGAUUUGGACUACAGUUCCUAUGACGUAACUCCUCAUUUGGACUACAGUUUCCAUGACUCUCAUCGGGAACUACAGCAACGAAUAUGGCGUCCAUCGCAAAUUUCCUGAAAACGGCGUGGAACAAGGAGCCCGUGGUGACGGCUGCAUGUGGACUGGGCGUCUUGGCACUUAUUUUGCCGUUGGUCAGUCCCUACACUGAGUACGCGGCCAUGAUAAACAAAGCGACCCCUUACAACUACCCAGUUCCUGUGCGAGAUGAUGGAAACAUGCCUGACGUUCCAGCACACCCAUGCGACCCACAGGGCCCGAAACUUGACUGGAUUAAGAACCUGUGAAAAAUCUUCCCGUGUACCGUCACCCCGCCGCUGUACAAUACACUCUCCCCUGCCUGCCUGAAUCAGGGGCUGUCAAUAAAUGUUUUUGUUUAAGCACACUUUUUCAUUCCUUUAUAAAUCGCAGUACGGUCCCUGAAGAAUAAUGAAAACAUGCUGCCCAGUAAGCGACUUUAUGGCUUCUGUUUACUGCUCAGGUCCAGCUUGGUCCAGAUCAGCCUGGUAGUUGCAUGAACCAGCCAGAAAACCCAUCUCAAUUCCACUUUAACAAUAAUAAAGCAGUAUAGGAAAACCUACUUGCAAAAUCAGCCACACUUAUUUGUAUAUUGGCAAAGGGUGUUGAAGUUUUGUUGUCCAGGGUUAAGACUGCUUAUGUGAUUAGUUUGUUUACCUCAUUACUCUGAAUUUUCAGGUCUGUGCUGUCUGGCUGAAACUGGUGCAGUAAAUUGAAUUUUAACUGGUUAAAAGAAAAUACUUGUUACCAGUAUCUAAAUUUCUCUAUCAAAACAAUUUUUUUACAUUUAUGAAUUGAAUUUUCAGUGAUUGCAAUAGUAUUUAUAAUUUAAUUUUCAAUAAUGUAAGUUUCAUAUGUGGAUAUUUAAUUUUUGAUGUCAAGAAAUGUUCUUGCUAAUAAUUCUAACUUGCUAGAUAAAAGUGAAAUUGAGUUAAAUUGAGAAAUUACAUUCUUGAAAACAAGAAAAACCUGAUUAAAAACGAGAUUAAAAGCUCA